This is a messenger RNA of Hydractinia symbiolongicarpus, 5323 nucleotides long. Its product is annotated as WD repeat-containing protein 93-like. Gene Ontology annotation, molecular function: protein binding. Lineage: Eukaryota; Metazoa; Cnidaria; Hydrozoa; Anthoathecata; Hydractiniidae. The transcript has 14 exons. Bases 38 to 1969 code for a protein of 643 amino acids. The record is from RefSeq and is a predicted model, not a curated record.
ACACAUAAAUACAAGUAGCAUAUAAUUUUUGUAUAAGAUGUCUGUGGUCAAGAAACCAGGUUUUAAUCGAUACGAACCUAUAUCACCAUCUUUGCUAGGAGAUGAAUGGAUAGAAGAUACGUUUUUAGAUAACGUUGAUAAACUGCAUGAUGUGCUGCCACAACCCUUUAGACGAAUUGAUAAACUUGUUUGGGAGAUUUUUGAGCAGGCUUGGAUUUGUAUAGAACACAAUGAGAAACAAAGACAAUACAUUCAGUCAACAGAAGUGAAAUUAAACAAGGUGAUAUAUGAAGAGGAAUUACUUCUUCACGACCAAUUUAAGUGCUCUGUUGCUUGUGAUUGUUAUUUAUUUGUUGGUGUAAAGCAUCAGCUUAUUGUUUAUGAACUGCCAAAGCUAAAUAAGAUCACGUCUUAUAAUUAUAUUGAUGAUACAAAUAAAGAGGAAAACUUUGUGGAGGAUAUACAUGUUGUUACCAAUGCAGAUGAUAUAGUUGUUAUUGUGACAAAGGAUUAUCAAGGUCAAGUGAAGAUUUUCGGUUUGAAAGAAGACACAAUAUUUUUGAUGCAGCAUAUUGAAGUGAGAGCUCAGCAAGAAAAGAUAUGUGCAAAAAUGAUUAAUUUGUCUGAAGACAACUUAUACCUUGCAAUCAACUGGGAUGACUUUUCCAAGCAGUGGUUGGAUGUUUAUAAGCUUCCAUAUGAAGAGUGGAUGAAUAACAUGGAUAAUAUGGAAACACCAACAGAAAGUCCUACUGCAGAUGUAGGUAACGAUGAUGAAAACAGAAAUAUGCAUGAAGAUUUGCAGGUAUCUGAGUCAGCAGUAAAGAGAUCAUUCACAAAGGUACAGCACGUGUUGCGAGUAAAUCCACCAUUGCUCAAACCUUGCUCGUCAACAAGUAUAUCUGCUAUCUUAAAGAAUGUGGAUAUUGAUUCGAAUGUCAUUGGUUCUGGUUCACAUCAUUUGUUGACAUCAACUUUUUUUGAGCACAUUUGUUCGGAGUUUCAAUAUAAAUCACAAAUAAAAGAAGACAUUGAUAUUACAAAGAGAUCAAAUACCAUCGCAUCAGUGCAUUUCUUAAAAGGUCAAAUGACUAGCAGUUUAUUUCCAUCUAAAAAUUCACAAAAUGCAGAUUCAUCAUGCAACAGUAUUCUUGUCUGGUGGAAAGACAGCAAUCAGUUAUACAUGUAUCCGCUGAAAGCUUCUAAAGAUUUGGAGCAAGCGGCUUUCUCAAUACUUCCGAAUGCUCAUAAUAUCAAAUUAAGUUCUGUCAACUCUCAAACAGAUCUUAUUGCUGUUGCAUUGGUAAAUAAUUGUAUAUCUGUUUGGAAUCGUUAUGUAGGACAACCUUUAAAAGUGUUUAUGCCAGCCGAUAAUCAAGCAGUUACUAUGCUUUGCUUCUCCUCUGUAUAUCAUGGUAAUUUGCAGAACAGACUUACAUACGCGACAAAGCAUGGAAAACUGGUGCAAAUGACAUGUGAACGAAAUGAUGUUACAAAUGUCCUUUGCCUCGAUGACAGAACUUCUUCAACAGGCGAAGGAGAUCAAGUUGUGGCUACUAGUCAAGGUCCUAUGAAUUUAAUGACAGUUAUUUGGAAGUCUGGUCAAGUUAUUAUCUACAACGAAGCUUCAUCACAAGCCUUGUGUCAACUUGAUUUAUUAAGUGAAAGCAAUCUCAAAAACGCUCCGCACCUUGCAAUCGUGUAUACCAAGGAAUAUAUACUUGCCAUUCGAGAUGAAAGUGAUAAAGAAAAGGCUUGUUCUCGCGUGUUCUUGUUUGAACCUGACGAAUAUCCAAUUCUGCAGCCUUUCUUUCACUUUCACUUUCUUGCUGAAGAUGAAGAAGAUGUGGAAAAAGUUGACAACUUGGAAAAGAAUUUUCUUCGCUUCCUAAGAAGAAGGAAAUUAUCCGAUGAAUCACUACAUGCAAGAAUCGCCACCCAAAAGCGAGAGUUAAUGAUGGCAAGAUGAAUGGUUUUCCUUGUGGACACGUAUUCCCAUUUUUUUUUUGGUUUGAACACAAAUGACUAUUUUUUCAGAAAGGAGAAAGAACAUUAUCCUUAUUGCGUUGCAAGCAAAAAACUAUAGAACGUCCCAGUUAUCACUAUUUUUCAGAAUUAUUAUCAACAAAGUCUGUCAUUUCCAGCAGUACUAAUUUAUGCCGUUUAAAACACUCUCCUUAAUAUACACUCUUCCGUUAAAUAUUUUAAACACUAACUUUCCUGUUGUUACUGGUAAAGUAAGACUCGCAAAAGUUUCAUUUUACUAUAAAAACUAUCCUUGGUAAAUUAGAAACACACCAACCGCUCCCCUUUCCCACCCGUUCCCCUUCUUCCCCACCCGUUCCCCUUCUUCCCCACCCUUACCUCUCCUUCCUCACCCCUUCCCCCUCCUUCCCCACCCCUUGCCCCUCCUUCCACACCCUUUACCCCUCCUUCCCAUUCCUUACCCCUCCUUACCCACCCCUUACCCCUCCUUCCACACCAUUUACCCCUCCUUCCCAUCCCUUACCCCCCUUACCCACCCCUUACCCACUCCUUGCCUCUCCUCCAUUCCCUUCCCUCCUCCUCCUUCCUCCAGACGGCAUUAAUUCUGGUUUGUUUUAGUUUUUUAUCGUAUUUCAAGAUCCUGGAAGAAAAAUACACAUUGCUAGGGAUGAAAAAAAGGAAGUAAGUUAAGCGAAUGUCUCUCACAGAAUAAAAGCUGCUUAGCCAAUUCUUUCCUUGUAAAUUUCUAAUGAGUGUACUUUCACAUCUUUUAUGUCAGCCUUGGCUUUCAAAGCUUUUAACUUUCCUAAUAACACUUUCAUCCAAAAAGUUCCUCCUUAACGUCAGAAAUGUGUUAUAUAUGAAAAAUACUGUUACAAAAAUAGUUUCAAAAUUUUAACUUUCGCAGAUUAAAAAGAACAUUUCAUAAAAAAGACUUUCGAAUUGAAAAAAAAAGUUUAAAACGUGAAAAACAUGAAAAAAUAUUUUUUCUUUCUUUUAUUAAGUACCAACUCUUAACAACUCUAUUGAUUUCAAAAAUGUUGUCCACUGGAAAAAUUAUUCUUGCUUUUUCUUUCUUUUGCAGUAGCAUCCGUAUUUUCUUUUGAAUGUUUGCUAAAUAGCUAAUUUACUAAAAUGUACGAAUGGGCUCUUGACCCAACAACUCGUUUGAGUUACCAUUGAUGUGACCCGCUAAUUUCUCUUUAUGAAACCUUCCAUAGAAGUGUCAAAUGACUUGUUUAAUUGUUUUGCAUUGUGUUACUAGUUAAAAACAAAAAAGUGAUUUUUUUAGUAUAUAAGUAAUAUUUAUUUUCUUGUCGAUUUUAUAUUUUUAUGUAUAUAUGAAUAUUCUCAAAAACAAAUGUUAAUUAAUGUUAAUAUAUAUUACAUAAAAUACUUUUCUUUUUCUUUUUUUUUUUAUUUAAGCUGCUUUUUUGUUCACAGUAAGUACGAUUUGGCCACGAUCAUAGGAGUAUUUCUACCAUGAUUUUGUUAAAAUUAUUGAACAAACACUAUUGUGUUGUUGAAGUUUGCCGGUAAAGCAGAGCUAUGAAAUAAACAGGAUCAGGUGGAUGGAUUCCAUUUUUCAACCUCGACCAGUAACUUUUACGAAUAUGGGCUGGCAUUUAGAUUAGAUCAGUUGUAACAAGACUGGCGAAUAGGACUUAAAGUAUUCAGGGUGACUACGAAUGAGACGCCGAGUGACUACAGAAGACUACGAGCGAGUAUUAGUUGAAUUACAGAGUGAUAAUUAGUUCCUGUAAGUCUUUGUUAUGGUUUUAUGGUGUUAUGGUAAAACAUCUUACAUGAUUAUUUGAAGAACUUCUGUGAUCUCACAAUUAUUAACACUUGUCUGUUAUAGUCAAGCAUCUCGGUAAAAGGAUAAGAGGCAAGAAUUAUGAUGGGUAUUUACUUUAUAACGCCAACGCACUAUCAUAACUUGAAAGAUAUUGCUAGGAAAAUCCGUGUUUUGAUGGGAAUGUAUGUGUCUCAAAUGAUCUUGGUCAGAAAUUUGUAUAGAAUAAACUUGCUCUGCUAUCAGCAACAAGUGGAUUGAUUAUCUUAUUACAAUAACAUUUUUGUAGUUUUGAAAAAUUUAUUGUAUUUAGAUAUUUCUGGAGUUAUGUUGAGGCAAGCGCUUUCCCCAUGAGCAAAUAAAGUUGUUACAUGGUUUUGCUUUUUAAACCCCGCGAAUUACUGGGCAAAAAAUACGAUGGCUUACGAAUGUUGAGGGGAAACACAUGAUUCAAUUUCCGCGCGCUCUGCGAGGGGAAAUUGUUUGAUUUCCAAAUACUAUCCGUCUAGCAUUUUCGACUUAUCCUAAUCAAUCAAGUUUUAUUUAUCAACAAAUGAUUUUGUUUUAUAACCUGGUGUCCAGAUCAUGCAGCAACAUUUAAUUUUGCUUACAACUUCGUGCGCAGGUGUUUUAAUGUUUAUGAUAGCGUAAGGAACAGCGAUAUAUAUUUUUAUCGCGUCAGAGGUUUUUAUUUAAUCUUUUUUAUAAGUUGUAAUCAAAGCAAGGCUACUAAAUUUCACUUCAAAUAACAAAUUUAGUUAAACACAACUUCAUAGAUUAUUUUGAUAAACAUCUCAUGACGUUUUCUUUCUUGUGAUAUGUUAUAUUGAAAAUGGUUAAAGUACCUGGGCUUCUUGUUACCUAUUGGAAUAGAUAUUGACAAAGCUGAUAACAUUUUCUGUACAUUCAUUUUAAUUUCCCUUUUUAGGUAUUUUUUUUUACUUCUCCCUUAUGUUUUCCGGUAUUAUUCGUAGUCUUAUUCGUAGUCACUCGUACUCCUCAUCGUGGUCACUCGUCCUUCUGUUCAUAGUCACUCGGAGCCUGUUCGUGGUCACUCGUACUCCUAAUCGUACUUCUAUUUGUAGUAGUACUCGUAAUCACUUGUAGUCACUUGUAACUCCGAUUCUUAGUACUCGUAGUCCCAUUCGUAUUCACUCGUACUUCUAUUCGUAGUCAGUCGUACUCAAAAUUGUAGUCACUCGUCCUUCUAUUCGUAGUCACUUUGAGCCUGUUCGUAAUCACUUGUACUCCUAUCCGUAGUCACUUGUACUCCUAUCCGUAGUCACUUGUACUCUUAUUCGUAGUCACUCAUACUUUUAUUCGUAGUCACUCAUACUCUUAUUCGUAGUCACUCAUACUCUUAUCCGUAGUCACUUGUACUCUUAUUCGUAGUCACUCAUACUCCUAUCCGUAGUCACUCAUACUCUUAUUCGCAGUCACUCAUACUCCUAUCCGUAGUCACUCAUACUCUUAUUCGUAGUCACUCAUACUCCUAUUCGUAGUCACUCAUACUCCUAUCCGUAGUCACUCAUACUCUUAUUC